Paramecium pentaurelia is the source of this 1817-nucleotide messenger RNA. The record is from the annotation of a GenBank genome assembly. Lineage: Eukaryota; Ciliophora; Oligohymenophorea; Peniculida; Parameciidae.
AUGAAUUAUCCAAAAAGGUUUUCGAUUGGCAAAAUGUAUUAAAGAGUAUUACUUAAUAAUUUAAUUCAAAAGGAAAAAGGCAUUUAUUAAAAAGAUGAUAACUGCAUUUCUAAACCAUAAAGUCGAAAAACACAAUAUCAAAUAGAUUAUAUUAAUUAAGGAGUGAAACUAUAGAAUGUGUAAUUAGCAACAUUCUAUCUCAAAAACGGAUUGCCCUAUCGAGGUUUGAUAGGUAAUCUUAAGUUGUUUUAAAUAGAAAACAGCUACAGAUAAUAUUCCAGCCAAUUAUAUUUUAGUCCAAGUUCCCCGCCAAUUAAUAAUAAGUAGUUAAACUGCAUUUGAAUCAAGUCAAAAAGCCUUUUAUUUUAAACAUAGAGAAUUUUUUUUAGAUCAUGAAGACGGAGAAGAACAUGCAAUAAUAGCUUUUCUUAUUAUGAAUAAAAGAGAAGGAAUAAGAUCCAAAUAUUAUAGAUUUAUUGAUUAAUUACCAUAAGAUGUUAAUAUGUUGAUAUUUUGGUCAGAGGAGAAAUUGAAAUUAUUGUAAGAUGAAAAUUUAAUCCAUAAAGUAUAAAAAAAGAGGGAAGAUUAUAAGUAGACCUAAUUGAUAUUCAAAGAGAUAAUGAAUACAACAGAGGAAGAAUUUUAAUGGGCUUAUACCAAUUUAUAUACCAGAGAUUUUGGACAUAAUUUGAAAUACAAAAGUAUGGUACCUUUUUGUGAAUUCUUCAAUCAUGAAUGUGUUGAUGUACAUAUUACACUUUUGUCUAAAGAUGAUUAUGAAAAGAAGAAUGAAAUUAAUAGUAUAAAUGUAGAGAAUAAGAAGAAUGGAAAAAAAGGUAAAAAGUAGAUUGAAGGUUUUUAUGCUGAUGAAGAACUUUAGAGUGUUUAAUCUUCAUCAGAUUCAGAUAAUUCUUUAGAUUUAGAUCAAAAUGAAUCAGAUAUUGAUUAUUUUAUUGCAGAUUAAAUUAUAGAAUGGACAAGCAAAAAGGAAUUAUAAGAAUAAACAUAUGAUAUAAUUAGAGAUUAUGUUUUACAUAAUGUAAUUAGAUACUAAGACAAAUCAAGUAGAUAUAUUCCUAAUGUGAGAAAGAAAAUAAUUAAUUGGAAAGAAGAUGAAGAUUUUGAUUAUUUCUGUAUUAGCUCAUAAAGAACUGAAAAUUUUAAGAAAGGAUCUCAAGUCUACUUUAAUUAUGGAAGACUUUCUAAUAGAGAAUUAUUAUUAAGAUAUGGAAUUGCCUUAGAGAAAAACAAAUAUGAUCAUGUUUAUUUAAGAAUUAAUACUGCAGAAUUAUUAAAAAGGAGAGUGAGCAGAAUAUUUUAGAAAUAAUAUUUAUCAAUUAAACUAAAAUAUACUGAGUUCCCUUUUGCUUUGCUUAAGUUUUCUAAGGCUAUUAAAGAGUAAUAUUUAAAAUAGGUUGUAGAAGUGAAAACCAAGAUUACUAUGAUCCUUAGACCGUGUUGAAUAUCAUUAAUAUUUAGACUGAAUUGUAAGGUAAAGUAUUCUUAUAUCAUUAGGUUUGACAAAAUCUAUAGAAUUAUUGCAAUAAUUUAAAUCUGAAUUUAAAGAAGAUCUUUCUAGAAGUGAUCAUUUGUUAAAGAAUAAUAAAUUAGAUUAUGAUGAAUAUUUUGCAUUGGUUUACAGAUUGGAAAAGUAAAGAAUUCUCCAACAUAAUAUUAUAUUAUUAUAAUUGGCAAGAGAAAUUCUAUUGGAUCCAGAAAGAUUGGAAUAUACAUGUAGUUCUUAUGAAUCUUCAUAAUAUGAGUAUACAUAUAGGAUAAUACUAAAAAAAUACUUAGAUCAAAUCUUAAAACAAUGA